Molecule: messenger RNA, 2389 nt
Organism: Aspergillus candidus
Lineage: Eukaryota; Fungi; Ascomycota; Eurotiomycetes; Eurotiales; Aspergillaceae
Product: M28 family metallopeptidase
Exons: 3
Coding region: 51-2387 (778 amino acids)
Molecular function (GO): carboxypeptidase activity
Source: RefSeq, a predicted model, not a curated record
UGUCUCUCCCUGCGAUGGAUACCAGUUUCCCCAAUCCGGUAAUCUAGAAAAUGUAUUCUGACAUGAGGGAGAAAACCAUGGCUCCCUCCGAGUCCACCCCGCUGUUAUACGUCAACGUCGCGCCCCCGCGACACCGCUAUCCACAUCAUCGCCUGCGACGCGCCUGCAGCUUCUCAUUGGGCCUGCUUCUCCUGGGAUCCCUAGUCUUAUUCCUCAUCCCAUCGGCCAUCCUACCCCGCGACCACGGCUCCAUCUUCUCCUACCUACCCUGGGCGCAUCCCCUCCCGCACGAAGCCUGGCCGCAGGGGAACGGCCUCGCCUACCAAGACCUCCAGUCCAUCCUCCUGCACACGCCCUCGCCCGCCCGGUCGCGCGAAUGGAGCGAGUACUACACCGCGGGGCCGCACCUGACAGGCCAGAACCUGAGCCAGGCGAUCUGGACGCAGGACCGCUGGCGGGAGUUUGGCGUCGCGGAGACCGAGAUCGUCGCCUAUGACGUCUACCUCAACUAUCCCAAGGACCAUCGGCUUGCCUUGCUGCGGGAGGCCGAUGGUGCCACGGAGGUUACCUUUGAGGCAUCGCUGGAGGAGGACGUCCUGGAGGAGGACGGCACGAGCGGGCUCCCUGACCGUGUGCCUAUUUUCCAUGGGUACUCUGCUAAUGGCAAUGUCACGGCGCCGUUUGUGUAUGCCAAUUUUGGCACUUUCGCGGAUUACCAGGAUCUCGUUGAUGCCAAUGUGAGUUUGGCGGGGAAGAUCGCGAUCUGUAAGUACGGUCGCAUCUUCCGGGGGUUGAAGGUCAAGCGGGCGCAGGAGCUUGGUAUGGUGGGCGUGGUUCUGUACAGCGAUCCGCAGGAGGAUGGAGAGAUUAUCGAGGAGAAUGGCUACGAGGCUUAUCCGGAUGGGCCGGCGCGGAAUCCUAGCGCGGUUCAACGGGGGAGCACCCAGUUUUUGAGCACAUCGCCCGGUGAUCCGACGACUCCAGGAUAUCCGUCGAAGCCAGGUUGCGACCGGCAAGAUCCACAGGACGCGAUCCCGUCGAUCCCCUCGCUGCCCAUCUCGUAUGCCGAGGCGCUGCCGUUCUUGCGAGCGCUGAACGGGCACGGGCCCAAGGCCUCCGAUUUCAACCAGGACUGGCAGGGAGGUAAGCUGGGCAAUAAGGGGGUGGAGUACAACAUCGGACCGUCGCCCGACGACGUGGUGAUCAACCUGUACAACGAGCAGGAGUACGUGAUCACGCCGCUGUGGAACGUCAUCGGGACAGUCAAGGGCACCAUCCCCGACGAGGUCGUCAUCCUGGGCAACCACCGCGACUCGUGGAUCGCGGGCGGAUCGGGCGACCCGAACAGCGGCUCCGCCGCAAUGAACGAAGUCAUCCGCAGCUUCGGCGAAGCGCUGAAAGCCGGGUGGCAGCCGCUGCGCACGAUCGUGUUUGCCAGCUGGGACGGCGAGGAGUACGGGCUGCUGGGAUCGACCGAGUGGGUGGAAGACCACCUCCCGUGGCUGUCGCGCGCGACCGUCGCCUACUUGAACGUGGACGUGGCCGCAUCAGGGUCGGAGUUCUUCCCGUCAGCCAGCCCGCUGCUCAACAACGUGAUCAACGAAGUCACGGGCCUCGUACCAUCUCCCAACCAGACCGUCGCAGGCCAGACAGUGCGCGACGUAUGGGACGGCCAGAUCGGCACGAUGGGCAGCGGCAGCGACUUCACGGCCUUCCAAGACUUCGCAGGCAUCCCAAGUUACGACGUAGCAUUCACGCGCGGGCCCAACGACGCCGUCUACCACUACCACUCCAACUACGACAGUUUCGCCUGGAUGGACCGAUUCGGCGACGCAGACUGGGCGUACCACACGGCGUGCGCGCAGAUCUGGGCGCUCUCCGCCGCGCAGCUGAUCGAGACGCCCGUGCUGUCCUUAAGCGCGACGGACUACGGCCGGGGACUAGCAGCUUACCUGGAGCAAAUCAAGCCGGCAGCGGGGAAGCUGCCGCCGUCGGAGAAGUUCGACUUUGCGCCGCUGGACGGGGCGAUUGCGCAAUUUGAGGAGGUGGCUGUGCAGUUUGACGGGUACGCGGCUAGCCUGGUGGAGCAGCUGGACGAGGACCUGCCCUGGUAUCUGUGGUGGAAGAAGGUGAGGCUGUUCUUUUUGAUCCGUCGGGUCAACGAUCAGUAUAAGGCGCUGGAGAGGCAGUUUCUGUAUGCGGCGGGACUGGACGGACGUAGUUGGUUCAAGCACGUGGUGUUUGCGCCGGGGCUGUGGACGGGGUAUUCGGGGGCGACGUAUCCUGGGUUGGUGGAGAGCUUGGAGGGGGGAGAUUUGAAGAAUGCGAUGAAAUGGAGGGGAAUCAUCAUGGAGAGGAUCGGGGAGGCCACCAAGUUGCUGCAGUGAGU